Fonsecaea multimorphosa CBS 102226 is the source of this 486-nucleotide messenger RNA. RefSeq lists its product as uncharacterized. Gene Ontology annotation, biological process: proteasome regulatory particle assembly. NCBI's taxonomy places the organism in Eukaryota, Fungi, Ascomycota, Eurotiomycetes, Chaetothyriales, Herpotrichiellaceae. The transcript has a single exon. The record is from RefSeq and is a predicted model, not a curated record. The coding region runs from base 1 to 486 and encodes 161 amino acids. Gene Ontology annotation, molecular function: protein-macromolecule adaptor activity.
AUGUCAGCCGAAUCGCAGCCUAUCUCCGCGGACCGUUUCGCUCUAGCUAUUCAAGACCUUCCUGCUGAGAACUUGUACUCCAAGGCCCAGGAAAUUGAAAACUCCAUCGCCCACCUUGAACGCUCAAACAGACAACUCCAAGAAUAUAUCGAUAGUAUCAGAUCAGACGCCAGCCUCCCAGAAAGUACGAGACAAGAAGGGGACAAAGAUUGUUCAGAUGCGAUCCAAGAGAACCAAAUCGUAAUCGAGCGACAGAGGGAGAGAGUAGAGCUGUUGAAACGCGAGGUGGUGAGAAGAGGAGGCAAAUGGCACGAAGCUGAUACUAAUGGGAAGUUGAACGGAUCCUCGGAGGAGGCGGCAACAAGUACAACGGAAACGGAGAGGACCGCAGGUGGAAGACUGACCGACGAGGAAUUGCGGCGGCAGAUGAUGGAUAGACUCGGAGGCGAGGACGACGAUGUCAACGAGGACGGAAUGCAUCUGUGA